CUCUGAUGCAGGGGGAGCCAUCAUGGCGUCGAUGCAGAAGAGGUUACAGAAGGAAUUGCUAGCCUUGCAGAAUGAUCCGCCCCCUGGAAUGACUUUGAAUGAGAAGAGUGUAGAGAACACCAUCACACAAUGGAUUGUGGAUAUGGAAGGAGCCUCUGGUACUCUUUAUGAGGGGGAGAAAUUUCAGCUUCUUUUUAAAUUUAGUAGUCGAUAUCCCUUUGACUCACCUCAGGUAAUGUUCACAGGAGACAAUAUACCUGUCCAUCCUCACAUUUAUAGCAAUGGGCACAUUUGCCUGUCCAUCUUAACAGAGGACUGGUCACCGGCUCUUUCAGUGCAAUCUGUCUGUCUUAGCAUUAUUAGCAUGCUGUCUAGCUGCAAAGAGAAGAGACGGCCUCCUGAUAAUUCCUUUUAUGUACGGACGUGUAAUAAAAAUCCAAAGAAGACAAAAUGGUGGUAUCAUGAUGAUACCUGUUAAUACAAACAUUCUAGAACUCCUGGAGGAAAGAAGUCCUACUGACAUAUUAAAGCACUUUUUUAAAUCAUAUGGUCUCUGAACUUUAAACUUGGACUCAGACCACAAACAUGGGAGAUGAUCUCAACUGCAUUACCAUUAGCCAGUUGGAUGCAUGUUUGGGGAAAAAACAGAUGAAGAAUGGAAAGUUGAUUUUAAAGUGGAUGGAAAUGAACCCAUCGUGGGUUAGUGUGGGGAAAAAUUAAGAUUUCUCCCAGAAAAAGGAACUUUUUGUAGUGAGAUGAGUUCUGUCUUGGACCACAAGUGUUACUGUUAAUUUUUACCGCUGGCAAGUUUUUAGGUCCAUGUGUCUCGUGCAAUAACUAGGAAGGGUCCAUGGCUGGGCCAACAAUGAGAAAUCCAAAUCAAAAUGUUGAAAAAUUGUCUGGCUCAGGUAACUUUUUAAGGACAAAAUACCCAUCUUUAAAUAUUCCUAAAAUAUGUAUUUUCAAUUUAAUUACCCUAUAUUUUCUCCUACAGGACUGUUACAUAGUUUAGGAAAAAAUUUAUAAAAAAUGAAAAAAAUCCAGUGAGAAUAAAAUAAUAGUUAUGUAUCUGAUUUGAUGCAUAUAACUCGUAAAAUUGCAAGUGAAAUUUGUUAACUUGGCAGCAUGGUCUAUAUUUAAAUAGACAAAUGAUGUUAUUGCAGAGCACAAAUAUAAUAAUAGUUGGAUUGUCUGCACUUUUUUCCCCCUCAAAAUUAUUUGUGUUGCUAGAGUCAAAGAUUCUUAUUUUUUGUGUUUGCUGGGACAAAAAGCCCUUUCAUGAUAUUCUUUCCCCAACAGUUGUAUAUGUUUGAUGUACGGUAUUCAGUAGGUAGAUUUUAUACCAGGGGCGUCUGGCCCUCUUCAGCCAAUCACGGCCUGUUUGGCAUAUCGCCAUCCUCCCUGUUUCACAGCCGGCCAACCAGGAAAAAUCCCAGUUCUCCCUAUGGCCAGUCCGCCCCUGUUUCACACUGUUUAUCAGCUUCAUACACUCCAAAGAUGUAUUUCUUAGCCAUUCAUUCAGAAAUACUUGAAUAGUCCAAACUUGGUUGGUUUGUCUUCUUUUCCAUUGUCUGUGGUACAGUGUACUUAGACUUCUAAGUGAAUGUGUUGGUGUAGGAAAAAAUGGAGAUUGCCAUGGCUUUCUUUUGCACACAAUAUCAGGAUGCUUUAUUAUAUGUUAAUGUGUAGUUGUCUAUACUACUGAAAGAAAAUGUGUACAAAUUGCAACAGGGCUAAACUGAAUGUGUGAUUGGUGGCUGAGUAUUAUUGUGGUGUGACACCUGUCAUCAUAUAACAAGAAAUCAGUAAGUGUAUAUGCAAUUAUGGUAAUGUAGACAUGGCUGAUAAAAUAUGUUUUUUUUUUUGUUUGUUUGUUUGUUUUAUGAAGGGUUUAUUUAAAAUUUGGGUUGCAAGGUGUUACGGAAAAAAUCGAAGGUGAGGUUUUUUUUAUAGUUUGUUUUUGUGUAUACAAAUUAUGUAAGCUGUGCCUGGUAAUUUAAUGAAUAAAACCAGUUUUGAGUCAGUUUUAAUACUUCACACAAUGCAUGACCACAUGGCUUAGAACCUGUGAUGCCUUGAACGAAAAAUAGCCAUGAAUAGCUGAUAAUAAUGAAGAUGAUAAAGUUUAAAAUUCACAAAAUCACGUGCAUGCUUAGGAUUUAAUAGUAGAAACACUGUACUUAUCCAUAAUUAUAUAUGUAUAUACACUCACUGACUACUUUAUUAGGAACACCUGCUUAUUCACGUGAUUAUCUAAUUAGCCAAUCGUGUGGCAACAGUGUAAUGCUUAAAAUCAUGCAGAUAUGGGUCAGGAGCUUUAGUUAAUUUUCACAUCAACCAUCAGAAUGGGGAUUUUUUUUAUUUGGGCUGUGGCAUGAUUGUUGGUGCAAGAUGGGCUAGUUAGAGUAUUUCUGUAUCUGCCAAAAACAAAAAAACAUCCAGUGAGUGGCAGUUCUGCAGAGGGAAAUGCCUUGUUGAUCAGAGAGGUCAAUGGAGAAUGUCCAGACUGGUUCAAGCUGACAGAAAGGCUACGGUAACUCAGAACUCUGUCUCCCAUGGUCACUCAAUCAUGCCAAGGUCAAAAUCACCAAGGUCACAUUUUUUCCCCAUUCUGAUGGUUGAUGUAUACAAUAAAUUAAGCUCCUUUUUGUUUUUCCAUGGUUUGCAUAUUAAAAGUGCAUUACUGCCACCUAUUGCUUAUCUGCAGAGACACGUUACCUAGGCUACUACCUGACACUAUUCACUGGACCUUUUAAGGGCUCCAGCUUCAGCUGACCCUGCGUGUUCAGCUCCUCCAGCAUCCACACAGAGCCCCUUACAUUCCAGAGUAAACACCCUACCCCACCUAACCCUUAAAAAUAUAGAAUAAUGAUCAUUUAUUCGAUAUAAUAUACGAUAUUAAACUAUAAUGUUUAGAAUAUUUAUAUGCAAUCUACUUUGUUACAUACUCUCUUAAUUUCAUAUUACUCCACUUAAGCCUGUACUUUCCAAAAAUGAAAAUAAUAAUGAUGUUGUGUUUUUCCAACUACCGGAUCUAAAAGAGUCUUUAAUGUUAACUGCCCUCCCAUCCUCCUCAACACCUCUACUUCUGUCUUUCCACUAUAUAUUUCCUGCAAUUAAUUAUUACAUACUCCACUGACUCAUCAUCUCCACAUCACUCACAAUGACCUGUAGGAUGUUAAUAAGUGCAAUGUAAUAUUCAGCCCUGUAUGUCCCAACUUCAGUCUAGAUAUUAUAUUUUCUUCACACCUGCUCUUGAAAUCCUGCUUUUCGCUACUGUAGACUGAAUUGCAUAUACAUGUCUAGCCCUUGUUUCUGUAUUCCAGUGCUGCUUCCCUAUCCUUCUAGUAUUCUUUGUUUGGCAGCUGAUAUUUGCACUAUGUGUAAAUGGUGACAAAAAGCAUCUUCAUUGCACUGAGUGCAAAUAGUGUAAGAUGCUAUUUGCUCUCCUAAUUAAAUACUAACA
Molecule: messenger RNA, 3466 nt
Organism: Xyrauchen texanus (razorback sucker)
Lineage: Eukaryota; Metazoa; Chordata; Actinopteri; Cypriniformes; Catostomidae
Product: probable ubiquitin-conjugating enzyme E2 W-B
Exons: 6
Coding region: 23-478 (151 amino acids)
Source: RefSeq, a predicted model, not a curated record